AUGAUCUGGCAUCUUUGUGCAGCGAUUGUGGCGGCUAUCGGCAUGAUGAUGGCGUACCCGAUUGGACAAGGAGCCGUUCCCGUAAGUAAUACUUGUGAUCCGUGCAGCAAUCCCGUGGGGUCAUGGGGUCCUUGGGGACAAUGGAGCUCGUGUCAUUCGAACACGUUCGCACAGCAAGUGGUGACGAGAACUCGCUCGUGUUCGACCACCUAUUGCCCUGAUGGUGUCAGGGAGGAAGAAGCCUCAUGCAGUAGUGUUCAGAACGAUCAACCGCAACAAGCCCAAUGGGGACAAUGGGGAGGGUGGAGUGCAUGCAGCCAAAGCUGCGGCGGUGGCUACCAGACUCGUCAAAGAACUUGUGGAUGUGGCGUGUGCCAAUGUCAAGGCUCAAACACUGAGCAACAAGCCUGCAACAAUGGGGCAUGCCCAUGUACCACUUGCUAUAAUCCGGUGCCGGCUCCAUCACCCGUUUGCAAUACUUGCUACAAUCCAGUACCAGCUCCAGCUCCGCCUGUUCCAGUACCCGUUCCACAGCCAGCUCCAGCACCGCCCGUUCCCGUUCCCGUCCCAGCUCCAUGCACAACUUGCUACAAUCCAGUCCCAGCCCCAUCACCGUGCGCCACUUGUGGCCCUCCUCAACCCUACUACAAUCCGUACGGAAACGGGAAAAAGAAGCGUGAGCUCCUCAUCAGCCAAAUGAAAGCCAACGAAAAACAA
Mesorhabditis belari is the source of this 717-nucleotide messenger RNA. The record is from the annotation of a GenBank genome assembly. Lineage: Eukaryota; Metazoa; Nematoda; Chromadorea; Rhabditida; Rhabditidae.